Leptosia nina is the source of this 2118-nucleotide messenger RNA. The record is from the annotation of a GenBank genome assembly. Lineage: Eukaryota; Metazoa; Arthropoda; Insecta; Lepidoptera; Pieridae.
AUGGUGUGGUCGGCGCCUUCGGGGGAGGUCCUGAUCGACAUCGUUUCAAGGCCCGGGCAGUCUGAGCACGGGCACGGUGCACUGGCGUACGGCGGCAAACAGGUGGGCGUGGCGCAGGCGCGGCCCGCGGCCCCCUAUGCCCCCAACUAUGCGCCCGCGCAGCUGCGGCUUCAUCAGACCGGCUAUGGCUCCGGUCCCCUCUACAGUUACGGGCGCAGCGGCGGUGCGGUGGGCGAAUACCGGUCCGGAGCGAGGAUGUCCUUGCUCGGGUCGGCGUACCUCCCCCCUCCGGUGCCGCCGGCGCACCACCCUCCCCCCGCCGACCCGCCGCCCUUCAAGAAGAUCCGCCUCUCGGCCGAGCGACCGCAGCCGCUGUCGCACCAGCCCCUCAGGGUCGACACAAGAGAGCCCGUUAUGAACUCUUAUAACACGGUGGAGGUGCUCUCACCGAACCCGCCUUCGGAGCCUACCAUUGAGGACCAGAACUUUCGCACCACCAAGGAUGACCUACUGCAGCAAAUAUCUAAGGUGGAUCGAGAAAUGGCGCUGUCGGAGACGACACUCGCCAAGCUGAAGAAGAAGCAGGAGGAGUUGGAGCAGUCCGCCUCGAAGCCCGCGGCGGCUGCCGAGCCCGAGGAGGCGCCUCCGAGGCACAGGAGCCUCGCGCAAUGCAUCUACGCAGACAACAGAAAAUUGGCGGCCGCCGGCCACGCGGCGCUCGCGCACCUCGGCCCGGAAGUGACGUAUCCCCUGUACAACCAGCCGCAGGACACGCUAGUCUACCACGAGAACAUUCGCAAGCACAAGACCUUUCGCAAGAGGCUCGCGGAACAUCUCAGAGCGCUCAAACUGGAAGCUGAAAAGAGAGAAGACGCAUUGACCGAGGCGUACAGUAGACGAGCGGCAGAGUGGAUGAGAAGAGUAGAGCGGAUAGAACAGGGGCAGAAGAGGAAAGCCAAGGAUGCCAGGAAUAGAGAGUUCUUCGAAAAGGUCUUCCCCGAGCUGAGGAAGCAGCGCGAAGAAAGGGAGCGCUUCAACCGCCUCGGAGCUCGAGUCAAAUCGGAGGCGGAGCUCGAGGAGAUCGCAGACGGCCUGCACGAGCAGGAGCACGAAGACAAGAAGAUGAGGUCGCUCACGGUCGUGCCUCCCUUGCUCAGGGAUCCUAAGGAGCCGCGACCGCUCCACCUGGACGUCAACAAGCGCUGCAUAGACAUGGAGACGGAGCACAAGGAGUUGCAACUGAGGAACGUGUGGACGGCGGCCGAGAGGGAGGCCUUCCGAGAGAAGUACCUCCAACACCCCAAGAACUUCGGGCAGAUCGCCUCGUUCCUGCCCAGGAAGACCGUUCGCGACUGCGUCAGAUUUUACUACCUUUCGAAGAAGGCCGAGAACUACAAGCAGCUACUCAGAAAGCCUCGGCCCAGGAGGCACGCGAGGCCCAGGCCUCCGCCCGAGCCCGAGUUAGUGCACGGCGUCUCCACUGGGGUCACCACCCGCUUGCAGAGAUCGCAAGGUUCUGCUAGAGUAGUGGACAAGGACCAGCCCCCUAUGGAGGAGGUGGUGGUGGCGGACCUCAACGGCAUCCCGAUGCCUCCCCACGCACCGCCCUCGGCGCACCCUUCCAGGUCGGAGUUGAGCCGGACGCCUCCAUUGCCGCCGUCACCUCCGCCGGCGUCUUCGGCACCCCCUGCGCCCGUGGCCACGAGCAUAGGUCUAACGGGCGUUCCGCCCCUCACCGACUCGGCCCUCGGGCCGGAGCCCCUUCAGACCGGCGGACAGACUCCGAACAGCGGUGUGCCAGUGAGUGAAGUGACUAGUGGGCAGAGCAUUCUGUCAGUGACGGUGGCGAGCGGGUCUGGCGAAGGCGUGUGCGUGAGCGCGAUCAGUCUGCCGCCCGGGAGCCCCUUGCCUCCGCCUGCCACGCCGCCCGCCCUCGACAGCGCGGGCCCCGUCAGCACGGACGCGACGGCACCUACGUCGGUCAUAACGACAACGUCGAGUCAAGUUUCAAACGUGUGUGCGGUGACGAGCGGAGCGAGUGUCUCGGGCAGUGCGCCGCCCACGCCGCAGCCCACACGGCCGCCCACGCCCACGCUCGAGCCUGGUAAGUUGCCCUAG